AUGUCUAACAUCACCAAAAGGGAAUUUGCUGAGCUUGCUGUUGAUGGCAGCAACUACUUGACUUGGGCCUUGGAUGUUGAAAUCUACCUGGAUUCUUAUGAUUUAAGCAACACUAUUGUUCUAGCUUCUCAGAGCACCUCUGCCCAGAAGGCAAAGGCAUUGAUAUUUCUUCGGCAUCAUCUCAAAAAAGACCUAAAAAUGAGUACCUUACUGAAAAGAUCCUGCUGUUCUAUGCUGAAGCUCUAUAAGCAGAAUAUUAUAGAGACUGAAUUGAUUGAAAAGACCCUCUCUACAUUCCAUGCAAGUAAUCUUAUAUUCCAGCAGCAGUACAGGACCAAAAACUAUUCAAAACACUCUGAAUUAAUCUCUGUGUUACUAGUUGCAGAGAAACACAACCAACUUCUGAUGCGCAACUAUAAUGCUAGACCAGUUGGUUCGCAAGCUGUGCCUGAAGCACAUGCUGCGAAACAGAGUAAUACUCAUGGGCGUAGACAUGGUAGAGGUCAUGGACGUGAUCGCGGGUCUUAUCGUGGUGGUAGGGGUCGUGGUCGUCACAAUGCUAAUGGUCUUCAGGACCGUGAUAAGGGUCAGAACGAGGAUAAAUCUCCUUCACACAAGCCUAACUCUCAUCAACAGGUUGCAAAUAACAAGCAAGCUUUUUAUCGGUGUGGAUGUGAGGACCACUGGUCUCGCACAUGUCGUACACCGAAACAUUUGGUUGAGGCCUAUUGGAUGUGA
This is a messenger RNA of Asparagus officinalis (garden asparagus), 738 nucleotides long. RefSeq lists its product as uncharacterized. Bases 1 to 738 code for a protein of 245 amino acids. The transcript is spliced from 2 exons. Lineage: Eukaryota; Viridiplantae; Streptophyta; Magnoliopsida; Asparagales; Asparagaceae. The record is from RefSeq and is a predicted model, not a curated record.